This is a messenger RNA of Serpula lacrymans var. lacrymans S7.9, 2892 nucleotides long. RefSeq lists its product as uncharacterized. The coding region runs from base 4 to 2832 and encodes 942 amino acids. Lineage: Eukaryota; Fungi; Basidiomycota; Agaricomycetes; Boletales; Serpulaceae. The transcript has 2 exons. Gene Ontology annotation, cellular component: membrane. The record is from RefSeq and is a predicted model, not a curated record. Gene Ontology annotation, molecular function: calcium ion binding.
GCUAUGCUCGUUGUUCUAUACACGUUUCUGGUUGCAGCGUCGGCUGUAUCGUGCACGGUGUAUGUAUCGAACCCAAUCGACAACCAGCUUCCACUUAUCGCACGGAUUGGUCAAAAAUUCUAUUGGUCUUUCUCUUCCACAACAUUUACCUCAGAUACGAAUAAUACUUUAUCUUAUACCGCUUAUAAUUUACCCGGCUGGUUAACCUUUAACAAUGCUACUCGAAGUUUCUCUGGCACUCCACAAGCUCAAGACGAGGGAACCCCUGAGCUGAGUGUAACCGCACAGGAUUCUCACUCGUCUGCUACCUCCACAUUCUCUUUUUGCGUCACACCCUAUCCACCCCCCACGCUGGAACUUCCGAUAGAGAAGCAAUUUUAUGCAGGAAAUCCUUCUUUGUCCUCCGUAUUUUUUCUGGCACCAGAAUCAGCUUUGGCAACAAGUAACCCAACCUUGCGAAUCCCACCUAGCUGGUCAUUUAGCGUUGGUCUUGAAGGUGACACUUACACCUCCCAAAACGAUCUUUACUACGAUGCCCUGCUUAUAGACGGCAGUCCUCUGCCCGACUGGAUUGACUUUAACACUGAAACGUUUACUUUCGACGGUGUUGCCCCUCACAAAGACGCCAUUGCAGUUCCAUAUUUGUUAUCUAUAGCAUUGCAUGCAUCUGAUCAACAAGGGUAUACAGCUGAUAUCCUUCCUUUUGAUCUGGUCAUCGCAGAUCAUGAGUUGUCCUCGGUGUCCUCUCUGCCGACGAUCAACAUAACUGCCGCUUCGCCUUUCAGCGUGGCCUUGGUAUCUCCUGCGGACUUCUCUGGGAUUCUCAUGGACGGACAGCCUAUACAACCUGCCAAUAUAACUGCCCUGUCUAUCAAUCUCACUCCUUAUGCCGAGUGGUUGAAGUACGAUCCGGCCAAAAUGACACUUUCUGGGAAGCCUCCUGAUAAUAUCCAGGAACACGCAGGAACACCAUUACCUGUCGCUCUCACAUCAAACUUCAACCAGACCAUACGUAGCGACAUCUCUUUCGCAGUCGUACCAUCUUUUUUCUCCUCGUCAAAUUUGGGAAGUAUCGUCGUUGAUCCUGGACAGAAGGUACAAUUUGAUUUGACGUGGUACUUCUCGAAUGCCACGGACAGUGCGAACAAACAUAGCGACGUGAACCUCACCGCAAUCUUCAUCCCAAGCCAAGCCGGUAGCUACCUCAUCUUCGAUCCUGUCACUGCAGAGUUAACGGGGAAAAUCCCGAGUGAUUCCAACGUGUCUGAAAUCACGGUUUCGCUAACCGCGUAUUCAAACAUGACUCACUCGACGUCCCAUACGAGUUUGACUAUCACAUCAUCUUCUGCGGCUAAUAAGCAAGGUGGUCCCCAUCACGGAAUCGGUUCGAUGUCCCCAAGUGCACGUAAAAGGCUGAUAUUGAUCCUUUCUGUUGUCUUCGGGGUGAUCGGCGGUAUAGUGGGACUCCUUAUCUGCUUGGCCCUAUUCAGGCGCUUUGCGAGAGUCCGUGAUACUGCACUUGAAGGCGAGGAAGGAACUCGGGCGUGGACAGCGGAUGAGAAGAAGUGGUAUGGUAUUGGUGUGGAAACUUCAGGAGGGAGAAGUCGAGGUUUCGCCAAUUUGGGUCUCGGCCUUCGCCGCAUUUCACCUCGAAGUCCUUCACUCGAAGCCCAUAGCCAGCAGUAUGGGGUAAUGAGAAAAAAGGAGUUCCUUGGGAAAAUAAAAGAAACGGCGAGGAAUGUGAGCGACAGGUACAAGCGCAAAGUCGAAGGACCUAAACGACCUAAAAUCGGUAAUCCUGUUCUUAUUGUUCCAGACGAUGACCCAAGGACUGCGAUUGAUGGGCUGCCGUUCGAAAACAAAGUCCUGGAUAUCUCCAAAGGGUUACCUUCAGGGUCUGCGUCCAUGCUAAAUCAAAGGGACCUGAGGGCAUACCGAACAAGUACCAUUGCAAGCUUCACGGCUUCACCGUCUUCGUCCACCGGAGAAAGAUCAAUUCCGAGGAGAAGAGCGGACUUUGCACCUCCAAAAUCACCAAAAGGUCCCAGAGAGCCACCACAAGUCCACGUGAAGGAUUUUUCAGGACAAAGAAGAUCGUUGAUCUCGAACUCUUCUGCACGCACACACGUUACGGAACCCGUACACAGUGUCGUUAGAGAGGUGAGCUUGAGGAGCACGAAGAGUGCCAGCGUCCUAUCUCUUGAAUCACAUGUGGCGAAUAUUCAAAUUGGCGAAGAACGGCCUCGUUUGAUGCCAUUUACGCAUGCAGCGCGAGUCCCUGUGCCCAGAUCACUUUCUGGAGGUCUGCAAGUUGAGAGCAAAGAUCAAACGAAGAGAGUAACAAGUCAGACCGCGAAGGUUUUCAAGGAGUUAGAAGGCAGUAUGGACGAACUCCGUAUGGGCAUGCACUACGUCCGCGCUUUGGGUGGGGACAAACGGACUUCAGAAAACGGGCGUUCUACAUCAGAUAAAUCGUUCUCGUCCCUGGAAUCUUCUCAACACGGUCAUGGACAAGCUGGGACUUUAAAAGAGAACACAAUUUCUAGAAUUCUCGUGCGUACGGGAGAAAGAUUCAAAUUCCGCAUUCCUAUUAAAUCAUCGAAUACUGUAUACCGUAAAGUCGAAGCGAGGUUGGUGUCGGGGCAGGCUCUGCCAGGAUUUCUGCAGCUGGAUUUCAAGGGGAGUGGGGUAGGUGUUAAGGACAAGAAGAUGGUUGAAUUUUUCGGUGUACCGACAGAGAAUGAUAUUGGUGAAGUGCAUGUGGGAGUGUAUACGAUCGAGGACGGGGAUUGCUUGGCAAAAGUUAUUGUAGAGGUGGUAGGAAGGAGUUAGAUGAAAUUCCGAGGACUGCCAGAGCUGGGCUCACACGAACAUCAUACUUCACAAUAGAGG